AGGAACGAGCAGGAGUCUGACAUGGAAGAAUCUAAAGACUCAAGGCCGCCUGAAGAGUCACUCCAUAACUUAACGCUUUCUGAUGAAAAGUCUUCUGAGAGCACCAGUUCUUUGGCAGCUGGUCCUAAAGAGGCACAGAAUCUGAUAAACACUGAGCGUGGGUGCACGUCAGCUUCAGCCUCGGAGCCCCCGGCAGAGGAUGAGAGCUUCCAUGACUGUCAUGACUCCUUUGAGGCAAAAGAACCCAAAGCGGAUGAUGAAGGGGAUUUACAGAACGAUGAUGAGAAUAGCUCAAGGAAGCAGACAGAGCUAGAGGAAGAAUACUUACUAGAACUAGAAAAAGAUAUGCCAGAAGAAGAAAAACAGACAAGAAGAAAGGAGAGCACAACCCUGAAGGAGAAAGGAAACGAGCAGUUCAAGAAAGGAGAGUAUGGAGAGGCAGAAGACUCUUACACGAGGGCUCUGCARAUUUGUCCAGCUUGCUUCCAAAAAGACAGGGCUGUUUUGUUUUCAAACAGAGCUGCUGCAAAAAUGAAACAGGACAAGACGGAAGCUGCCCUAAGUGACUGCAGCAAAGCAGUGGAAUUAGACCCUAACUAUAUUAGAGCUUUGCUGCGGAGAGCAGAACUAUAUGAAAAAACAGAAAAACUAGAUGAAGCCCUGGAAGAUUAUAAAACAAUCUUAGAAAAAGAUCCAUCAGUUCAUCAAGCCAGAGAAGCUUGCAUGCGAUUACCUCAACAAAUUGAAGAGCGGAAUGAAAAAUUAAAGAAGGAAAUGAUAGGCAAGCUGAAGGAUCUCGGGAAUUUGGUUCUCCGCCAGUUUGGCCUAUCAACAGACAAUUUCCAGAUAAAACAGGAUUCAUCGACUGGUUCAUACUCCAUUAAUUUUGUUCAAAAUCCCAAUAACAACAGAUAACACUAAUUCAGUCUAGUUCUGCUGGCUUUGAGGCUUCAUGACCCGGUGCUUGCAUGUACCAUGAAAGGAUUCUGCCAACAUUUACCACUCUACCCAAGUAAAGAUCGACUCGAACAUAUUCAUCUCCCUGCUUGUGGAAUUAUUUAAAAUGUGGGUGUAAAGCAAGUCUUUUGACUUCUCAUAGUGAUAACAUUGUGUCCAGUGUGUGAUUUUUUUUUUUUUUUAAUUUAUUGUUUUCCCCCCAUCGUGGUGUUUGGCUUGCCUGGCAGCCAGGUUCUAUCCUGGGCUUGUUCAAUGCUGGCAACAAAAUUCUAGCAAGCAGUUGAGUUGAAUCAAAAUGCCCAUGUACCUGUAGCCAAAUGCAAAGCCUAAUGGUGUCCUGGGCAAUUAAUGAACCUAGCAGAAGCACUUCUUCAGGUGAAUGUCCCUGAGAGCAUGCAURCAAGCAAGCCAACUUCUGUGGAGUAAUUUUUCUCUGUAAUAAAGGCUUGAUAUUU
This is a messenger RNA of Nothoprocta perdicaria, 1412 nucleotides long. RefSeq names its product tetratricopeptide repeat domain 1 (gene TTC1). The coding region runs from base 22 to 915 and encodes 297 amino acids. The record is from RefSeq and is a predicted model, not a curated record. The transcript has 8 exons. Lineage: Eukaryota; Metazoa; Chordata; Aves; Tinamiformes; Tinamidae. Gene Ontology annotation, molecular function: protein binding.